This is a messenger RNA of Triticum turgidum subsp. durum (durum wheat), 1428 nucleotides long. The record is from the annotation of a GenBank genome assembly. Lineage: Eukaryota; Viridiplantae; Streptophyta; Magnoliopsida; Poales; Poaceae.
AUGGAGACCUGUAGCUUUGCCAGGAUAAUCAGAUUGCAAGACCUAGCUAUGUACCGGCACAAGUUGUGCUCUCUAGUCUUCAGACUUUUGCCUCAACUGCAAGGUUUCCUUCCACUCAAGAAACUCUGCAGAGAUGAACAAGAUGGUUAUCUAGACUACAAGGUCAAUCUAACACUGACCGAGGCCAAGAUGGUGGGCACAUUGCCGGAGCUGCCGCAGGAUAUCUUGAUGGUUAUCUUUGCUGCUCUCGAGAUCCCCGACCUCGUGCGCGCUGGCUCGGUCUGUUCAUCCUGGCACUCCGCAUACUCCGAGCUACGCACCCUUGGGAAGUACAAGCAGGGCCAGACGCCUUGCAUGGUCUACAUCUCUGAAUCCGAUCCUGAUGAUGUUUUGUCCCUCUACAGCCUCGCUGAGAAGAGGUCUUACAAGUUAACUCUGCCGCAGCCAGCUAUCCGCAGCAGAUAUUUGAUUGGGUCCUCAUACGGCUGGCUUGUUACCGUCGACGAGAGGUCUGAGAUGCACCUUCUGAAUCCAAUCACCUGUGAACAGAUUGCUCUCCCUUCAGUGACCACCAUUGAGCAUGUGAAGCCCAUAUUUCAUGACUACGGUGAUGUCUGCAAGUAUGAGAUGUCAUGGCACACUGGGACGCACAGAGGUCAUAAUCCGCCAUCCAACUUCGCUCUUGCCGAGCUGAGGGGUAGACUCUAUUGGAAGGCGUUUGUAUUUCCUGAUACAUCCACAGGAAGCUACAUUGUGGUGCUCAUCCACAACCCACAAGCUCAGCUCUCAUUUGCAAAGGCAGGGGAUGAUAAGUGGACCUGGCUACCGCCUGAUUAUCUCUAUGAUGACUGCACUUAUAAGGAUGGCAUAUUGUAUACAGUGAAUGUAAAAGGAGAAUUCCACGCGUUCGAUCUUAGUGGCCCUGUGGUCACUAUGAAGACGGUUAUAAGGGUACCCGAGCAUUAUGAUUGCGAUACUAGGUACAUUGUUCAAGCUCCAUGGGGCAGUCUGCUACUUGUGUAUAGAAUAGUUCGUGACCAUGAUUUAGAACCUGAGCCUGGUGCAUCUGAAUACUGGAGCACUAAGGAGAUUAAAAUAUUUGGGAUUGAUGCUCUUUGGAAUGAAAUUAAGGUGAUCCAUUGCCUGCGUGACCAUGUGUUAUUUCUUGGUCAUAAUCUAUCGCUCUGCCUUAGUGCUGAUGAAUAUCCCGCUCUCAAGGCAAAUGGUUCCUAUUUUACCGACGAUAAUUUUCUAUGGACACUGGGACAUAAGAACAGUCAUCGUGAUAUGGGAAUUCUUAAAUUGGAUGAUAACAGCAUGGAGGAGCUUGUGUGUCCUCAGCUUUGGUCCAACUGUCCAGCUCCAAUGUGGAUUACUCCUGAUCUUAGAAAGAUCAGCAUGAUGGGCUCAAUGAGCCAACAACUGUGA